Messenger RNA from Funneliformis caledonium, 250 nucleotides. The record is from the annotation of a GenBank genome assembly. NCBI's taxonomy places the organism in Eukaryota, Fungi, Glomeromycota, Glomeromycetes, Glomerales, Glomeraceae.
CCAUGUACGUGAAGCUUCACAGGCUAGUGGAGAAAUUAUCUUUAAUGGAGAAUUGGAAGAUGGAAAAUGUGUUACUAUUCAAGAGGGUAAUUAUGAUAGUAGCUCACAACAGAUGGAAUAUGCUAUAUUAAUUGCCAUAAUUAAAAAGAUUUUAACAAUACUAGAAAAAUAUAAUAUCAAAUUAAAUGUUGGUGUUGAUAGAGACCUUUCUACAAAUAAAACUUUGGCUUUGUUAAAUGUAGUCAACUAA